This is a messenger RNA of Soboliphyme baturini, 477 nucleotides long. Lineage: Eukaryota; Metazoa; Nematoda; Enoplea; Dioctophymatida; Soboliphymatidae. The record is from the annotation of a GenBank genome assembly.
AUGAAGAGAGGCGGCGGCGGUGGCGGCGAUUUUGGCUUUGAGGCAGCGAUGUCAGCUAUCAGUGUUGGUGGCACAUGUUGCCGGUCGAACGAACGACCGGCCGCUUGGCUGUCGCUGAGCUACAGUGUGUCUGCGAAGAGAAGGAAGAAAAAGCAGCAGCCAGGAGUGAAAGAGACAAGAUCACCAACAGAUCAUCAGCGAGGUCAUAAGGUGAAGAACAACAAGGGCAAUGGCCAGUGUGUCGAUGGGGUCAGAAGCGAGGUCAAUUUGAGGGCAAGCUUAGGAAAGGGAGCCGAUGAGUCGAGUUCUCGCACGGAACUGAAACUGAAACAACAGACGCGACCUCGCGCGGCAUGUGUGAUUGAUCCUGGCCUAACCAUCCAUUGUGCGGCCGGCGACUGUUGCUGCUGGCGAAUUUUGGCGAACGUCGUCGUAGUCGUCGUCGUCGGCCGGCGAAAAUAUCACGCGACUCUAUGA